GGCUGUGAGACCAGUCAUGGAUAAUGACUGUGUAAUCGAGUCAUUAUCCCUGUGAAACAUGAACUCUGCUCGGUUUUUAACGAGCCGUUCUGCAGCUCAGCUCUCACCUUCCUCUUCAGGAUCGGCUGAUUCCUCAUCCAAACUGCACCAAGAGAAGAAGAAGCUACGGGAAGCCAUGUGUGCCACAAAUCAACACUUUUACCUUUUAUCUGUGACUUUUACCAUGAAAGUCACAAAACACCUGGCGGCUUUUAGGAGUUUAUGACUUAAAAUCCUAUAAAGUGCAAAAAUCCUGUCAAAACAUUGCACAAUCAGUAUAAAUUGUUUAAUUUUUAGAACAUAGUAUUGCAUAGGCUUUUGCCAUAUUUUACAGCUUUCUGAGCCAUAAGCUGGCUUUUUUUAGAACUUUUUAGCCAGACCUUUAACUGGUGCAACUUGUGGCACUUUUGACCUUCCAUAAUAAAUUCUCAGAUGCAUGAUCAGUAUAAACGGUGUAAUUUUUAGAACGUAGUCCUUACAACAGUGUAAAAAGCGUCGUUUUAAAAGGAUUUUCACCAUAUUUUACUGCUUUCUGAGCCAUAAAUCGACAUUUUUUGCGUGACUUUUUGUGUUAUAAAAGAAAUUGUGAUUUGUGGCUCUUUUGGCUUUCCGUAGAAGCCUCUCAGAUGCAGAGCCACGUGUUCGUAUUUACAUGUCGCUAAACGAGCCUCUCACAGGGAAACCUAAACCUUCAUUAAAUCUUUAAGAUGGCUGCCGUUGUCUUCUCGGGUGACAGACCGAGUGAGAGUGUUUCAGCGACUCUAUGCCAACUUUUUGUUCCCAGGAAAGGAAACCUGCGCCAUUACACCUGGACAGAUCUGCACCUCACAACAAAACACCCUUUGUUACCUGCGUGUGGCCGUCGCCAUGGCAACAGAGCUGUUAGACACCUGAGUUGGGCUCUGGCGGGAAGCCGAGGCAGAGCAGACGGAGGGCGACGGAAAGAGAGAAGAUCAUGCCGAGAAGAAGCGCGGCGGUGGAGGACGUCGGAAUCGAGAUUGAUGAAGAUGAGACCGACAGCGAUGACGGCGGCAACCGGAGGAAAGCCAACAGGAGGCCGGCAGGUGGGCGAGGAGGAGGAGGAAGAGGAAGAGGAAGAGGUAAGAAGGCCGGCAGCGACGAAGAGGAAGACGAUGAAGAUGAGGCUCCAAAGGGACGAGGAAGAGGAGGAAACAGGAGGAAGCCCGGCAAUAAACGAGGCGGCGGUAAGAACAACGGCGAUGAUGAUGACAGCGAAGAUGAGUCUCCCAAGAAGAAGAGAGGAGGAGCAGCAAACCGGAAGAAAGGCGGCAAAGCCCAAGACAGUGAUGAAGACGACAGCGACGACGGGAAAGGAAAGAGAGGAAAGAAAGGAGGGAAGAAAGGAGGGAAGGAGGAGGAGAGCGGGAAGGGAAAGAAAGGCGACGCCAAAGGAAAAGACAAAGGGAAAGACAAAGAUGACGACAAGAAGAAGAAGAAGAAGGGUGACAGUUCGUCGGACUCCAACUCGAACUCAGACGAGGAGGAGGAGUCCAUGUCGGAGGGGGAGAUGGCACGGCUAAUGGAGGAGGUGGAGGAGAAGAAGAAACUGAUCGCCACCAUCAGGAACAAGCCUUGGCGGAUGAAGCGGAGGCUCGUUCUCUUAAAGGAAGCUCAACAAUUUGUGGAUAAGUUUGAAGGUGCUCUGGGAAAAGGAAAAGGCAGGAAGUGGUAUGCCUACAAAGUGAUGAUGACGAAGAAAUGGAUUAAGUUUCAGAGAGAUUUUGAAAAUUUCAGAACAGCCUGCAUCCCCUGGGAGAGGAAGAUUAAAGAGGUGGAAAGUCACUUCGGAUCAUCAGUCGCUUCUUACUUCAUCUUCCUGCGAUGGAUGUACGGCAUGAAUCUCGUCCUAUUUGGUCUCACCUUUGGACUCGUCGUCAUUCCUGAGGUCCUCAUGGGUCUUCCUUACGGGUCCAUUCCCAGAAAGACGGUACCGAGAGCAGAGCAGGACACUGCUCAGGAUUAUUCAGUUCUCAUGGACUUCAACGGAUACUGUAAAUACUCAGUCCUGUUCUAUGGAUAUUACGAUGACAAGAGAACCAUUGGUCCGCUAAAGUUUAGGUUGCCUCUGUCCUACCUCUUGGUGGGAAUCGGGAGCUUCGGAUACAGCCUGAUGCUGGUGAUCCGGACAAUGGCUAAAAAUGCUGACGUCGGCGGAGGAGAUGGAGAAGAAGGCGAGUUCACCUUCGCCUGGAAGAUGUUCACCAGUUGGGACUACCUCAUCGGCAAUGCCGAAACCGCUGACAACAAGUACGCCUCCAUCACCACCAGCUUCAAGGAAUCCAUCGUGGACGAGCAAGAAAACCAGAAGGACGAGAACAUCCACCUGCGGCGGUUUCUCCGGGUUCUGGCCAACUUCCUGAUCACCUGCAGUCUUGGCGGCAGUGGGUACCUCAUCUACUUUGUGGUGAAGAGAUCGCAGGAAUUUGCCAACAGGAAUGACCUCAGUUGGUAUGAGAAGAAUGAGUUGGAGAUCAUCAUGUCCCUGCUGGGUUUGGUGUGUCCGCCUCUGUUUGAGACCAUUGCCGAACUGGAGGACUACCAUCCUCGAAUCGCCCUGAAGUGGCAGCUGGGACGCAUCUUCGCCCUCUUCCUUGGAAACCUCUACACCUUCCUGUUCGCCCUGUUUGAUGAGGUCAACAGUAAGCUGGACGAGGAACAGUCCAUCAAGAACGCCUCCAUCUGGGCCAUGAAGGAGUACUACGCCAACUACUCGCGUUUGCUCAACGAUUCGGACGCCACUCCGCCUCCGAUGAGCCCGGCAGACGUCAUCAGAGGCCCCUGCUGGGAGACGGCAGUCGGCAUAGAGUUUGUGAAACUGACCGUCUCAGACAUCCAGGUGACCUACCUGACCAUCCUGAUCGGCGACUUCGCCCGCGCCGUCAUCGUUCGUUUCCUCAACUACUGCUGGUGCUGGGACCUGGAAGCUGGUUUUCCAUCUUACGGAGAGUUUGACAUCAGUGGAAAUGUUCUCGGACUGGUCUUCAACCAGGGGAUGAUCUGGAUGGGAGCGUUUUACGCCCCUGGGCUGGUGGGUAUCAACGUGCUCCGCCUCCUCAGCUCCAUGUACUACCAGUGCUGGGCCGUCAUGGCCACCAACGUCCCCCAUGAGAGAGUCUUCAAGGCCUCCAAGUCCAACAACUUCUACAUGGGGCUCCUGCUCCUCAUCCUCUUCCUGAGCCUCCUGCCCGUCGUUUACACCAUCAUGACGCUCCCGCCGUCGUUUGACUGCGGCCCCUUCAGCGGGCGGGCGAAGAUGUUCGAUGUGAUCAUGGAGACGAUCACGCUGGAUCUGCCGGCCUUCAUGGGGACCCUGUUCAGCUACGCAGCGAACCCCGGACUCAUCAUCCCGGCCGUGCUGCUCAUGGUGCUGGCCAUCUAUUAUCUGAACUCAGUCUCCGAAGCUUACCAAAACUCAAACAUGGAGCUGAAGAAGAAGAUGCAGAUGGCCCGUGAUGAAGAGAAGAACCGGAGAAAUAACAAAGACAGCACCAACCAGGUCAUGAAAGACCUGGAGGACCUGCUGCCCAACCGAUCCCUCAGUCCGCCGCCGGAGCCUGAAAAACCACCAGAACCAGAAGCGAAACCCACCAAAACAAAACCUGGUUCUGCUGGAAAAGGAGUAAACUUACAGAAGGAUGUGGCUCUGGCUUCUUCCAACCCAAACGUUCGAGGACCGGUCGACCGGCCACCAGGACCGAGAGGACCCGGGCCGGGUCCGGGUGCUGGACGGGGCCGAGGCCGUGGGAGAGGAGCCCCUCCCAGUUAAUAUUAUGAGAAAACCACCAAAAGAGAACAAAAUAGACAAAGUACAUACACUCAAACCAAUUUAUUGUUCAAAUUUGAGUGUAAAUAUGCAACAUUCACUACUGCAAUGAAUAUAAAGAAAGGUCACGCAAAAAAUAUUGUACUUUAUUUCAAACAAACAUUAAUUUGUCCUUAAAUUAUGUUGAUCAGUAGUGACACCCUGCAAGAUGAUUGACAUACAAAGUAAAUUGUCUUGUGCCUUUUCUAAUUUGUGAUGUUUAUGCAUUUAAUGUCUGAAAAUUUAAACUACAGUGGAGAAAAUAGGUUAAUUUAACAUGUUUGUUUAUUUUUUACAAAUAUGUUUCUGAUUGGCCCAUUGACAUGAAACACAACAGACAUGAACUUCAACCCAAGUAACCAACACAUUCAUGGUUGAUAUUGAUUUGAUUUAAAUAAAUAGUAAUAUAUAUACAGUAUAUACAGUAUAUAUAUAUAUAUACAUAUAUAUAUAUAUAUAGCAAGUGCUAAAUCUGCUAAUUUCUUUUUGCAGUGUUUUCAAUAUUUCCUAAAUUAUUCAGUUAACUGCACAUACCUUUUAAUUUAUAAGUACAUUUAUAGAUUAGGUUAGAUAAGUAGAUUAGAUUUAUUUAUUAUGUAGGCUGGAUUUAUUUGUGUGAGUGGAUUAUUUGUUUUGUUACCAACAUCUGGUGGGAAUUUCCUGUCAACAUCCCCUUUUUGAUUAUGUUUACUGGAAACAAAAUUGACAUGAUUAAUACUUUUUUCACUGUGCAUUUUGCGUUUUUCGAUUGUUUAAGCUUUCAAACCGUACAGCAACACGCUCACAAAUAAAGACUGCAAUGUAUUAAGUGUGGAGUUGAUUUAAUGGACUUUGUAUUCAAAAAACUGUUUAAUUAAUUCUUGGUCUACAUGUCCUAUUUUCUAAGUUAGCUAGGAAUAAAUCUGCCACCUCCAGCUAUUCAUGAUUUAACUCCAAUCAAAAUUUUGAUCACAAAAUCCAUUUACGUCCUGGCAUUCCUUAACUUUUCUAUCCUACAAAACAGUUUUUAUUUUAUUUAUCAGCAAAGCCUCCUGUCUGCAAACUCCAUGUUCUGAAGUAACAUGAUUUCCAGUUCAUAGCUUUAGUCCAGCUCUCCUUUAACACCAAACCUCUGAACGGAAGAAUGUGGACCGUCUGGUUCAGCCGUCGUUCAACAGAACCACGCUGGGUGUGUUCGUGGAUUCCAGUCUCUUUUGUCAGCUUGUUGUCGGCUUUUAUCUGAUUCCUGAAUCGUUUCCAUGAGUCACAAUCUGAUUGAGUUAAAGGUGUAAAAAGGUGAAAACUGAACAGGAGCCGCUACACCUGUCAGAGACCUUAUGGGAAAGCUGACAGGUGAUUGGCUGAUGCCGUUCAGGUAAAACUACGUAGAAAAGGGUGGAGAGGGGCGUGAUCUGAAUUCACUGCAACGUUUGUCUGGACAAGCUUUGUGACUCCGGUUUGUCCAUUGAAAGUGGUUUUAAAACUCGAGUUAAAAUGUCUCUUUUCAAGAAGUUCUUCAAAGGUAUCAUCCACAACAGAGACCCAAAGGAAGAAACCGUCAAUGUGA
Messenger RNA from Xiphophorus couchianus (Monterrey platyfish), 5408 nucleotides. RefSeq names its product transmembrane channel-like 2a (gene tmc2a). Gene Ontology annotation, biological process: vestibular reflex; detection of mechanical stimulus involved in sensory perception of sound. Gene Ontology annotation, molecular function: mechanosensitive monoatomic ion channel activity. The record is from RefSeq and is a predicted model, not a curated record. NCBI's taxonomy places the organism in Eukaryota, Metazoa, Chordata, Actinopteri, Cyprinodontiformes, Poeciliidae. The transcript has 22 exons. Gene Ontology annotation, cellular component: plasma membrane. Bases 995 to 3826 code for a protein of 943 amino acids.